Nannospalax galili (Upper Galilee mountains blind mole rat) is the source of this 1254-nucleotide messenger RNA. Its product is annotated as olfactory receptor 6B1. Gene Ontology annotation, biological process: G protein-coupled receptor signaling pathway. Gene Ontology annotation, molecular function: olfactory receptor activity; G protein-coupled receptor activity. Gene Ontology annotation, cellular component: membrane. NCBI's taxonomy places the organism in Eukaryota, Metazoa, Chordata, Mammalia, Rodentia, Spalacidae. The transcript has 3 exons. The record is from RefSeq and is a predicted model, not a curated record. The coding region runs from base 254 to 1204 and encodes 316 amino acids.
AUUCACAGCUUGAUGUGCCUAAGUACUGGGAAGCAUUUUCUAGGAAGGCAAUGGGUCCUCUGGGCCCAGGGUGCUGGAGGAGCCAGCCCAGGGCCACACAGGACACAGAUGUGGUCUUACUGCCUGGAAAUAGCCUCUCAUGUAACCCUGGCCAUCAGCUGGAAAGCAGUGGGAAUCAGUAAGGGAUUUCUUUCCAAACUCUACUUCAUCAGAGGCUGCUGAAUCAGGGAAAGCUAAAUCCUGGAUCUUUGAUAUGGAGGUGGAGAACCAGACACGGGUCACCACGUUCAUUCUGGUGGGGUUCCCUGGGAGCUUGAGGAUGCGGGCAGCAGUGUUCCUGAUGUUCCUUGUGGCCUAUAUUCUGACAGUGGCUGAAAAUGUGAUCAUCAUCCUCCUGGUGCAGCAGAACCGGCCGCUGCACAAGCCCAUGUACUUCUUCCUGGCCAACCUAUCUUUCUUGGAGACCUGGUACAUCUCCGUGACUGUGCCCAAGCUACUGUUCAGCUUUUGGUCCAUGAGUAACAGCAUCUCCUUCACCAACUGUAUGAUACAACUUUACUUCUUCAUUGCACUCAUGUGUACAGAAUGCGUCCUUCUGGCAGCCAUGGCCUAUGACCGUUAUGUGGCCAUCUGCCGCCCACUCCACUACCCCACCAUCAUGAGCCAUGGGCUCUGUUUCCGUCUGGCUCUUGGUUCCUGGGUCAUUGGUUUUGGCAUCUCUUUGGCAAAGAUCUACUUCAUCUCCCGCCUCAGCUUCUGUGGCCCCAAUGUCAUCAACCACUUCUUUUGUGACAUCUCUCCAGUACUGAACCUCUCCUGUACGGACAUGUCCAUAGCUGAGUUAGUGGACUUUGUCUUGGCCCUGAUCAUCUUCCUCUUCCCACUGGCAAUCACUGUUCUGUCCUACGGAUGCAUUCUGGCCACUGUGUUACGCAUGCCCACAGGAAAGCAGAAGGCCUUCUCCACCUGCACUUCCCACCUCGUGGUGGUCACCAUCUUCUAUUCGGCCACUAUUUUCAUGUACGCCCGACCCCGAGCUAUCCAUGCCUUCAACAUGAAUAAAGUCAUUUCCGUCUUCUACGCCGUUGUCACCCCGGCCUUCAACCCUUUCAUUUAUUGCCUAAGGAAUCGAGAGGUCAAAGAAGCUCUGAAGAAACUGUUCUAUUUCCAGGCCGAUAGAUCUGACCAGUCCAUUAUGAAUUGAUUAGAAAGAAAAGAUUGCCUGCUCUGUUUCCCUACAACCAUCCUUUUCUA